UGGCUGAGGCGAUAAAAGUGGUUCCAACUUCCUUAAAGGGACAGCACACUGCCCUUCCUGCAGCUGUUCUGUCAUCACAUGGCUUAGCAAACGUGAAUUAUACUUCUAAGCAGGGUCUGGGAAUACACAUCAACAUGGCUGUGAUGGGAAUACAGUUGGUGGUCACUUUAUUGGUGGCCACUAUCAUGCAGAGAGUGUCCCCCCACUACUCCUUUGCACGAUGGAUCCUCUGUAAUGGAAGCUUAUUUCGUUUCAAACACCCAACUGAGGAUGAACUGCGAGCACUUGCUGGGAAGCAGAAACCCAAAGCCAAGAGAGAAAGGAGAGUUAAUGGGAUAACAGAAGAGAAACCCCUGACAGUGCCAAGAGACAUAGACUUGCAGUUGGAUGUUAAGGCAAUCACUGCUAUUGAUUCUCUCGUGCUUCGCUAUUUCCUGGAGUAUCAGUGGUUUAUCGACUUUUCUUUGUAUUCAACAAUCAUCUACCUGUUUACUGAGGGAUACUACUGUCUCGUAGAUGCCCAAAAUGAAGUGAACAUUGGGGUUCUCUGGUGUCUGAUAACUGUCUUUUUCUCCAUUAAAGUCCUUAUGACCAUGAUGAAGCAUUACUUCCGCUCUGAAGAAGGAGGAGAGCGUUCUGUCUGUUUGACAUUUUCUUUCUUAUUUCUUAUCAUUGCCAUGAUGGUAAUGAUUGUGAGGGAAGAGUAUCUAGAGUUUGGACUGGAAUCAGGUCUGAACAGCGUCUGUCACAAUCUGGAACUUUUAAUGAAGCAGCAGGGCUGGCAGGUGUCGACUCCUUUCAUUAGACUUGGCUUCAAAAUUGCCUUGGUGGCACUUUGCUCUUUCCUUGGUGCCUGUCUGACAUUUCCUGGCCUUCGGUUGGCUCAGACUCACAUUGAUGCUCUUAAAAUGGCUGCAGAUAGACCAAUACUAAAGAUUUUACUUCAUGCCAGUUUUUUGCCUCCCGUCUUUGUUGUGGUUUUGUGGAUUCGACCAAUCACCAGAGACUUCCUCUUAAAUGCACCAAUGGGAAAAGAGUCUGUUCAGCUUAUGUCUGACUCCAUGUACAACACUUUCCGCCUGUGGAUCAUCGUGUUUUUUUGCGUCCUCCGUCUCUCCUUGACCCGCUACCAUUUGCAGGCCUACCUGGGACUGGCUGAUUGUUGGGUGGAGCAAAUGAAGAGGGAAGCGGGUCGUAUAUCUAUGUUGGAGAUCCAGCGUAAAAUUUCUCGUAUCUUCUGCUACCUUACUGUUGUAGCACUUCAGUAUUUGGCUCCUAUUAUUCUUACCCUUCACUGCAUUCUCUUAAUGAAAACAAUGGGUGGCUAUUCCUGGGGACUAUACCCAGAGGAUGCUGGGUUUACACCUGUUGUAGAUUCCUCUCCUCCACCUUCCACGGUAUCCUCUGAAGAAGAAGAAGACGACACAGAGGAAGUUCAGAUUGCUGUGGAGCACAUAAUAGGAGCGCUCAGUGCUUUUCGAGAUAUCUUCUCUUCCAUUUUCUUUCGUGGCCUCUUCAGUUUUUUGGCCUGGUGGGUCUCUGUUUGCCAAAUUGUCACCAGCCUGUUUGGUCUGUAUUUUCACCAGUACCUGGGGGCUUCUUCCUAAAUAAAAUUACUGAUAAGACAGACUUUUGUAGUGAGAAACAAACUUGGGAUCUUCCUUCACCAAUGGAGAUACUUCGAUGUGGGGUACUAGUACUCUUCAAUGGAAAUUAUUUUAAUUAAUUUUAAAAGGAAACGUAACGAAGAAGACAAGAAUUGCAAUGGAUAUUUUAAUGACACGAGUGGUGAUGAGUUUCUUGAUGGUAAAACAAUAAAUGUAAUAAACCUUUUUUUUGCUGAAUUGGA
Molecule: messenger RNA, 1849 nt
Organism: Rana temporaria (common frog)
Lineage: Eukaryota; Metazoa; Chordata; Amphibia; Anura; Ranidae
Gene: TMEM161A
Product: transmembrane protein 161A
Exons: 12
Coding region: 135-1607 (490 amino acids)
Source: RefSeq, a predicted model, not a curated record